ACAUAUAAAACCCAGAGCACACAAGUGUUGUUUUGUUUCGGUCUUUCUUUCUCACACAAUCUGGGAACAACACACACAAACCAUUCCCUUUUCUCGCUCCGGCAAUGACCACCCAAGCUUCCACCUUCGCCGUCGCCGUUCCCUCCGUCACAACCCCCUUCCGCAGCCACCGGAAUCCCUUCGUUGUUCGAGCCCAAGCGGAACCUUCAGAUAAAUCCGUUGAAAUUAUGAGGAAAUUCUCAGAGCAAUAUGCUCGUAAAUCAGGAACAUACUUUUGUGUUGACAAAGGAGUCACUUCUGUUGUUAUCAAGGGGUUGGCUGACCAUAAAGAUACGUUGGGUGCACCACUGUGCCCUUGCCGGCAUUAUGAUGAUAAAGCUGCUGAGGUUGCACAAGGAUUUUGGAAUUGCCCUUGUGUUCCCAUGAGAGAGAGGAAGGAAUGCCACUGCAUGCUAUUUCUCACUCCUGAUAAUGAUUUUGCUGGCAAUGAACAGACUAUCACCUUGGAUGAAAUUAAAGAAUCAACAGCCAACAUGUAACAGAUUAUUGUGUAUUGAGUUACUGUUAAAUUUUUACGGGCUGUAUGCUUUGAAAGACAAGUGAAAAGAAAGGUGUAACGAUAUGUAGGUAAUAUAUUUGUAUUUACCGAAAAUCAGAUGUAAUUUUUCUAACUGCAUUUCUAUCUUACUCUGUAUCACAAAUCUCAUUCACCUCUCCAUUUCAUUU
Glycine soja is the source of this 726-nucleotide messenger RNA. Its product is annotated as ferredoxin-thioredoxin reductase catalytic chain, chloroplastic-like. Gene Ontology annotation, molecular function: oxidoreductase activity, acting on iron-sulfur proteins as donors. The transcript is spliced from 6 exons. The record is from RefSeq and is a predicted model, not a curated record. The coding region runs from base 105 to 539 and encodes 144 amino acids. NCBI's taxonomy places the organism in Eukaryota, Viridiplantae, Streptophyta, Magnoliopsida, Fabales, Fabaceae.